AUGGAUCUGUUUGCCGUCAAGCAGCAAUACUACACGGGGAAUUACAAAGAAGCGCUUUCCAGGGCCGCCCAAAACGCUUCGGAGUCGUCAGAAACUGUGGAGUUCUACCGGACCAAGUGCCAGCAGGCGCUGGGCCAAUUGGACGUCCCCAACAGUGCCACGCCGUUGGGUGCAGUAUUUACAGAGUACUUCGCGAGCGCCAAGGGCGGAGACCUUUCCAAGCUGGAAAAAGCGGUCGCUGAGGCGCCAUCGUCGUUGUUCGUGGUCAACGUGUGGGCAACGGCACAGGCGCGUGCCGGGGAGCUGGAGAAGGCGCUAAAAACAUGUACCGACGCGCUGGAAGAUGCCACGGGGCCCGGGGCCGUGGAGCUCGCGUUACUGGCGGUGCAAAUCGCGGUUGUGGCCGGACAGAAGGUUGGCAGUGGCACCGCCGGGAGCACCGGCAGCAGCGCUGGGGCGCGGAUCCUACAAAACUUCCUGGCCGCCAACGACGAGUAUCCAAACGAGGACGAGAUCGUGGUGAACAUGGCUGACUCGUACGUGAACUUCGCGCUGGGCCGCGAGACGUCCGGGUCGAACUUCUAUUUUUACGAGGAACUGUGCCAGACAUUGCCGUGCUGGAAGUCGCAGCUCGGGCUGUUGAGUCUGCACCUACAGCAGCAGAACCUACCGGAGGCGCAAGCGGUGGUCGAGCUGCUGGAAUCCGAAUUUUACCAAAAUCAAUCUGAGUCUGCCGCUCUAUACACGCCGGAGCUACUGGCCAAUAAGGUUACACUUGCGGCUAUGCACGGCGAGCACCCGGAUGCCAUCAGAGCCGAAUUGCUCGAUGUGAAGCCAGAGCACCCUCUAAGUGAAAAUUACCGUGUGAACGAUGCCAAAUUCGACGAGAUCGUUGCAAAAUAUGGAGCAUGA
Lachancea dasiensis is the source of this 912-nucleotide messenger RNA. NCBI's taxonomy places the organism in Eukaryota, Fungi, Ascomycota, Saccharomycetes, Saccharomycetales, Saccharomycetaceae. The record is from the annotation of a GenBank genome assembly.